Cicer arietinum (chickpea) is the source of this 2590-nucleotide messenger RNA. RefSeq lists its product as uncharacterized. Gene Ontology annotation, molecular function: protein binding. The record is from RefSeq and is a predicted model, not a curated record. Lineage: Eukaryota; Viridiplantae; Streptophyta; Magnoliopsida; Fabales; Fabaceae. Gene Ontology annotation, biological process: cell surface receptor signaling pathway.
AAGAGAUUACUUAACGUACUUGACGUUUGUAUUUUUCAAACAAAGAAACAGAAAGAAAAAAAUAAAAUAAAAAAAUGCGUGGAAUCAGAACAAGAACAAAACCGCCGAUUAUUCCAUAUCCCAACUCGGACUCCACCUGACUCAGCGUCGACUCAGUUGACUCGUCCCCUUCAAAAAACUCCAAAAUCCAUCCUCCAACAUCACUAACUCAUCAAGCAUGUCAUCAUCACCGGAAGGAAAACGAUUAGAAGAAGAAUUAUCAUACCCAAUUCUAGUAGCGGAGCGAGUUCGCUCAGCGAUAGAAGAAUCCGACUCAUUCAAACUCGAGUGUUCCGAAGUAUGGAAACAAGUCGAACGCCUCCUUCAAAUGCUCCGUACGGUGGUGCGAUUCGCCGCUAAUCCUCCUCUUUAUGAACGUCCCGUCCGACGAGUCGCCGCCGAAACGGCGAAGAAUUUAGAACGCGCUUUAACCUUAGUCCGUAAGUGUAAACGCCGCAGUAUCCUCCACCGUGUUGUUAGCAUCGUCAGCGCCGCCGAUUUCCGGAAAGUUUUAGGUUAUCUCGAAGCCUCCGUCGGAGACAUGAAGUGGCUUUUAAGCAUCCUCGACGGCGACGGCGGAAUUAUCGUUUCACUUCCUCCAAUUGCGAGUAACGAUCCUAUUCUUUCUUGGGUAUGGUCUUUUAUUGCUUCUAUUCAAAUGGGUCAAUUGAAUGAUAAAAUUGAAGCUACAAAUGAACUUGCUUCACUUGCAUUGGAUAAUGAUAGGAAUAAAAAGAUUAUUGUUGAAGAAGGUGGUGUUUCACCUCUUUUGAAGCUUUUUAAAGAAGGUACUUCACCUUCUGCACAAAUUGCUGCUGCUAAUUGUUUAUGUCAUUUGGCUAAUGAUUUGGAUAGAGUUAGGGUUAUUGUGAAUGAGGCUGGAGUACCUGCUGUUGUGCAGGUUCUUUCCGACUCCACCAUUAGGGUUCAAACCCUAGCUGCUAAUUUAGUUUCAAGGAUGGCUAGACACGAUCCUGUUGCUCAAGAGGAUUUCGCGAGGGAAAACGCGAUUAGACCGCUUGUUACGCUUUUAUCGUUCGAUACUUCCGUGGAUGAGCAGUUUGGUAGACAGAGUAUUCAUUCUAUUUUUCAGAUUAAUAAGGAAUUAGGGAAGAAAACUGAUUAUAGGUCUGCUGGUACUGGUAGUCGACAGUUUGCGAAUUCGUAUUCGAAUGCAUAUUAUUAUACAGAAGGGAGUAGCCGAGGAGGGAAUCAUAGGAAGGAGAGGGAGAAUGAGGAUCCGGCUGUUAAGCUUCAGCUUAAAGUUAGCUGUGGUGAGGCGUUGUGGAUGCUUGCGGCGGGCAGUGUGUCAAACAGUAGGAAGAUAACUGAGACUAAAGGGAUGCUUUGUUUGGCUAAGAUUAUUGAGAAGGAACAGGGAGAGUUGCAGCGGAAUUGUUUGAUGACUAUAAUGGAGAUAACGGCUGCAGCUGAAUUUAAUGCUGAUCUUCGACGGGCCGCGUUUAAGACAAACUCCCCUCCUGCUAAAGCUGUUGUGGAACAGCUUUUGAGGAUAAUUAAAGAGGUUGACAGCCCGUCGAUGCAAAUUCCGGCGAUAAAGUCAAUUGGUUCGUUGGCCAGGACAUUUCCCGCUAGAGAGACUCGAGUGAUUGAACCUCUAGUAGCACAGCUGAGUAAUGGAGAUACAGAUGUAGCAGAUGAAGCGGCCGUUGCUCUUACCAAGUUUGCUUCUCCAGAUAAUUUCCUAUAUGUUGAGCAUUCUAAGAAAAUAAUCGAAUUCGAUGCAGUCCCGGCACUGAUGAAACUGCUGAGGAGUAACGAAGUUAACCAGAUGCAUCAUGCGCUAACUCUUCUCUGCUACCUUGCGCUACAUGCCGGCAGCAGCGAGUCGUUGGAACAAGCAAGGGUGUUGACGGCUCUAGAGGGUGCAGAUAGAACAAUUCUUCCUCAGCAUAUAAGAGAUUUGGUGUCUAGGGCAAUAUUACACCUCAACUUGUAUCAUGCAGGAAGGAAUUCUCAACCAAUGUCAUAUUUGCCUUGAGCACAAAUUCAUCUAGUUUAUGGACCUUUUGUUUUAAUGAAUUCAUCAGAGUAUAUAAUGAGUUGGUUUCGUCUGGCCUACUACUGGGGAUUAUGGGAAGUUUUAUUAUAUAGAAGAAAAAAAAUACUUCAAGAAAAUACAUUAGGUUUUUCAGCUUGGGCUGUUUUUAAUCCUUUUUCUCCCUCAUGAAACUAUUUAAUGGGGUGGCGGUUGUGCAGAGAUUAUUUAUAUUGGAUAAUCAACUCUCUUAGUCAAUCAAAUUUUUUGUUUGUGUACUUAUUUUGUUCAUGAAAUAUGUUCUCUACACCACAUUUUGAUAGUGCAAAUUCUUAUUUUUAUUUUUAGGAUAGAAAUUUUCGAGGUUAAAUUCGUUCAUCGAAUGUACAGUCCUGCUUCGCCAUUCAAAUUAUUUUUCCAGUUUACUUCUGACCUUACCUCUUGAUCAAUGAUCAACACAUACCUGUGUAAUUUUACUGAAAUGUGCUUUGUUCAUCAGUCUUUGGGAUUGUAUGUUAAGUUGAUAACGGGCUCUAUUCACCUCUUGUAAUA